Molecule: messenger RNA, 1123 nt
Organism: Elephantulus edwardii (Cape elephant shrew)
Lineage: Eukaryota; Metazoa; Chordata; Mammalia; Macroscelidea; Macroscelididae
Gene: GTPBP8
Product: GTP-binding protein 8 (putative)
Exons: 7
Coding region: 1-1110 (369 amino acids)
Cellular component (GO): mitochondrion
Molecular function (GO): GTP binding
Source: RefSeq, a predicted model, not a curated record
AUGGCCAAGAUCUCUCUGGGGACUCCUACUCCUCUGCACUGGGUCCUCCUAGCACCUCUGCAGUUGAGAACUCCUUCCUCUUACGCCCUCUUUCCACUCAGUACCACCCAACGCUCGCCUCCUGGGAACGCCGGCAGACACACACCUACAAACGAACAGGCAGGACCAAGUCCGCUGACUACAAUUCCCAGCAGUCCUAGCGGGAGCAGAGUCACGCAUGCGCGGUCCAGGCCCGAGUCGUCUCACCGCAGGGAUUUCGGGAGGCGGAGUACUGCGGCAGAGACUGGCUGGUGCCCGCAGCGCGGGUCCUGUGAACCUGGUGUCACUAUGGCCCAGGCCUUUGCAGAGGUGCUGCGGCUACCUAGGAAGCAGCUCACGAAGCUGGUGUUCCCAUUGCAGGAGCUCGAGCGGCACCUCGUCCCAGACACGAGGCCCAGCCUUCGCCUGAGGAUCUUUGACCCGCGCCUAGAGGACGUAGCAAAAGCGGACGCGUUCUUCACGGCCACCGAGCGCCACCGCAUCGAGUACCUGAGCUCUGCAGUCCGCCUGGACCACGCCCCGGACCUCCUCCGCCCGGAGGUGUGUUUUAUAGGCAGAAGCAAUGUUGGAAAAUCCUCUCUGAUAAAGGCUUUAUUUUCAUUGUCCCCAGAGGUUGAAGUCAGAGUCUCAAAAAAACCGGGACACACAAAAAAAAUGAAUUUUUUCAAAGUUGGAAAAUACUUUACAGUGGUGGAUAUGCCGGGUUACGGCUACAGAGCACCUGAAGAUUUUGUUGACAUGGUAGAGACCUAUCUGAAAGAACGGAGGAACUUGGUGAGAACAUUUUUGUUAGUGGAUAGUGUUGUUGGAAUUCAAAAAGCAGACAAUACUGCCAUAGAAAUGUGUGAAGAAUUUUCAUUACCUUAUGUGAUAGUAUUAACAAAAAUUGACAAGUCUUCCAAGGGCUACCUUUUGAAACAAGUACUUCAGAUUCAGAAGUUUGUUGACACUCAAACUCAGGGAUGCUUUCCUCAGUUGUUUCCUGUAAGUGCUGUAACCUAUUCUGGAAUCCAUCUGCUGAGAUGCUUUAUAGCAAAUAUAACAGGAAAUCUUAAGACUGAUGACACCUAACAUAGCUGAAGAU